CUCCGAACACCGCGCGGCGUCUCUGAAUAAAAGGUGAACGAAUUCGCAUCAUCGGCGAAUUUUUACCAAUUUUUUGACUAAUCUAUCGUUACGGCCUUGACAAUAGGAUGUCCUCUUCGGGUGGGGAUCUCGUAUAAAAAGUUUUUCAUUAUCAGUUCCUUCAGAAAAGCUUCAGUUUCGUUCAGAAGAAUGAAGGUCCUGUUGGUUUCGGUAUUUGUGGCCUUUGCCACAGCUGAUGUCAGCCAUCUGCAAAGUCCGUUUUCCAGCUACGGUGUACCACAAGGUUCCGUUUUGGGCAAUUACGAUCAAAGCUUUUCAUUUGGUCGAUCCGGUUCUUCACUACCCUCUCAAAUAAAUUUGCCCGGCAGCAUUUCCUUUUCCUCCGUUGAACCUAGCUCUACCCAGCUUAAUGCGUCUGCAGUAGAUGUGUCUUUUGUUGGAGCUUCCCCACAAGUGACCGAAAACUCGAUCCAGUUCAGCAGUACGCCCACUCCUAGCGCUUCUUUCCAAAGCUACCAACAAGGACUUUCCGGAGAAUUUCCGAGCGGAAGUCAGUUUCAAUCCAAUCCUUCUGCUAAUGUCGAUCUUUCCAGUUUUCAAGUGUCAUCGCCAGCACCCAAUGCUGACCUAUCCAGUUUUCAAGUUUCUACUCCUUCCCCUGUAAGUUUUUAUAAUUCAGGCGUUGGUUCAGUUAACGCAGGGUCUUUCGACAGUAAUGUUCAGUUAAACCCCAGUUAUGGGUUUGGAAAUGCAGCUGGAGCUAGUUUAAAUUCUGGAUUCGGUUUGGAUGGAAGUCAAUUUGUCAGCCAAACUUCAGGAGGUAACAUCAAUGAGGCUUUCGGAAACUCCCCGGCUGUAUCAUCAUCAUCUGGAGCCAGCGGAUCAUCUUCUUCCAACGUUGUUUUUAGAACUUCUCUCAAACUCGACGAUGAACCUCCAUUAGCGCCUGAAGUCACCAAACACCUGUAUUUCUUCGAGGGCCCUGAAGAAGAGGAAGUGCAAACAAGAAUAAACAUUCCCCGUGUUGCCCCAAAGCAAAACCAACAAAUUAUCUUCGUCAAGGCUCCAAGUUACCGCACCAAGGCUACUAUUAACAUUCCAGCGCCACCACAAAAUGAAGAAAAAACCCACGUGUAUGUUUUAGUAAAGAAACCCGAGGAAGAAGCUUUAGUAAACGUCGAACAAGCCGAACCAAAGAAACCGACCAAACCAGAAGUGUUCUUUAUCAAAUACAAAACUCAAGAAGAAGCUGAAGAGGCUGUAGCGCAAAUUCAAAGUAAACACAGAGCUUCAAGUCCAUCCGGUUUUGGUACUAAAUCAAAUCAAGUUAAUGACGUUGCCUCGUUGCCUACAGUAAGCAGUCCCGUACCUUCAUCUGUGGUUCCUUCCGGAUCUUCUUCCUCAAACUUAGUUGGAUUGGUGGGUUUGAAUCAAGCCAGUAAUUCGCUUCCUUCCAGUUUUCCUCCUGUCAACUUUGACAGUAACAGCGUUGUUUCUGGACCAGCCUCAUUCGCACCAAAUUCAAACCUAGUAGGAUUAGUAGGCUUAAAUCAAGCAUCUCCUGCUGGAUAUCAACCUGCUUCAAAUUCACUCUCUUACAAUUUUGAAGGAAACGGAGUUGCUGGAGGAUAUCCUCUGUCCGGCAGUGUGGGAGGUAUCAACCAAUACAGCGGUUUCGGUUCAUUUUCACCCUCGCUGAGCUACGACAGUGGUCUAACAUCCAACAGUUUCCAAUCCGGUCUGAAUUUAAAUCUGGAAUCUAGAUCUGGCUCAGCUGAUGUAUCUGCCUCCGAAGCUACACCUGUAUCUAGCAGUUCCGCCAGCUACGUCAGUUCUACUGUAGCUUCUGUCAGUUCCGAAGAUGAGGAAGUAAAUACCGAAGCCGCCACUGUUGCCUCAGAAGAACCAGUACAAAACUAAAUAACUAUCUAGUGAAUUACAGUGACAGGUUGCUCAAGUAUUAAAUAAACGCUAUCUAAGUCAGCUAUUGAGACAUAAGUAAAUUAUUUUUUUUAAACGUGCUACUUUUUCUAUUUUUACUAUAACAUAGCUUUUAGACCGAAAGUUGCUAGUCUUUGUUAUAUCCGAAUACAAUGUACUUAGUUAAAAUGUAUUUUUAAAGUAAUUUAAAACUGCCAUAAUAAUUAUUUUAAUUUUAUAAUUUCUCACUGUGCAUUUUGUAAACGAUUUUCAGGAUAUACUGUAUACGUAAUGAUCCUAUUGAAUGUGAUUUUUAACUGUACGUGUGUAUAUAAAAAUUAAGAGAAUAAAUAGAAUGAAAACAAUAAAGCUGUUCGCAUAUUAUCUGAA
Messenger RNA from Sitophilus oryzae (rice weevil), 2310 nucleotides. RefSeq lists its product as uncharacterized. The transcript has 2 exons. The record is from RefSeq and is a predicted model, not a curated record. The coding region runs from base 190 to 1920 and encodes 576 amino acids. NCBI's taxonomy places the organism in Eukaryota, Metazoa, Arthropoda, Insecta, Coleoptera, Curculionidae.